Molecule: messenger RNA, 1272 nt
Organism: Serendipita indica DSM 11827
Lineage: Eukaryota; Fungi; Basidiomycota; Agaricomycetes; Sebacinales; Serendipitaceae
Source: the annotation of a GenBank genome assembly
AUGUCUCCGAGCCCUGGACAGUAUCAUACCAUGUCCGGUCCUCAGCCCGCUGGCAACUGGGUGCAGGUCCCCGCCAACGCGGCACCACAGCAAGUCAUGCUCGUUCAAACCCAACCAGCUCCUCCUAUUCCUCCACCUCAGAUGGCAGGGACUGCGACAUAUGUGACCUGGACGUCUGGACCUUCUGGUCCUUCGCAUUGUAUUCUCCCUGGAUGCGGUAAACCGGCCUGGGUCGACCCAAGUGGAAAGCCAAGUUAUUACUGCUCAAUAGCACACAAGAAUCUCGGGAAUACAUGUGCACUCCCAAAUUGCGGCAAAAAGGUGUACAAGGACCCCAUUACGGGCCAGAAGGGCAAGUAUUGUAGUCGAGGACAUGCAGCAUUGGGUCAAUCAGGCGCACCACAGUCUGCACCCGUCGGUGUUCCCUCUGCGCCUACGCAGUAUGGAGUACCUCCCGGUCCAUCGCCAAAUCCGGGUUGCUGUCAGUGGGAUGGAUGCACGAAGCCAGUCUGGAUUGACCCGAGCGGGAAGCCAACGCAAUAUUGCGGCAAGACUCACUUGAUGCUCGGUCAGCAGGGUGCCGCUUUGGCGCAAUAUCAACCUGGCGGGCAAUCGAAUUCGCAGCCUGUGCAACAGCCCGGUGUAUAUAAUCAAACUGUAUGGACCAACAACGGCCCUCAGCCCUCUAAUCAAAACCAGGGGCCUCCUCCCUCUGGUCAACAAGUAUACAACCAAACAGUUUGGUCUCAAGCUCCCCCACCGGGUACGCCUUCUCAACCUCCCCCUGGACAACAAGUGUACAACCAAACUGUUUGGCCUAAUGCGCAGACUCCGCAACCCCCUUCCGGUCCUCAGCAUCAUCCACUUCCGACGCCUCCAGUACAAAAUCAACCACAGCAACCGCAAGUGUAUACUCAGACUGUCUGGCCAAACCCUGCGGGAGGAGGUAGCAAUGCGAGUCCUUCACCGUACGGACAACCACCAGCUUGGUCCAACGGCCCCACGCCAGGACCUGGUACGCCGUCGGGAUACGCAGGUCCUCAGCCGUAUACUCCCGGAGAUGGAGGAGGAGGACCAGGGAAUUAUUCAGUUCAACAGCAUGGGCCUCCUUCAUAUUCAUCACCUCCCAUGUCUUCCCCGCAGAACAUGCAGUACGCUCAGCCACAAGCACCAACCAACACGUUUAUCAGCCCUGUGAUUAGCAGUACACCGGGAAUGUAUGGAGGAAACGGGAACCCGCAAUGGAAUAAUUCAGCAGUUGUACGCCCAUGA